CCCAGCGCGGUGCCAGCCAAAGUGCGAAUCACACAUCCAGAGAACCCGACCGCUCAAAGACCAUUCUUUUGACCUGCACCUAGCUCGCCGCCUGCCGCUUCCUCGCGACGCCGCCGCCGACCAUGGGGAUGGUGCUGGGCAAGAUCACGGUGGAGACGCCCAAGCACGAGGUCCUCCACACCGGCGCCGGCUACGAGAUCCGCAGGUACCCGCCCUGCAUCGCCGCCGAGGUGACAUACGACCCGAAGGAGAUGAGAGGCGGCGACCCCGACGGCGGGUUCACCAUCCUCGCCAACUACAUCGGCGCCCUCGGCAAGCCGCAGAACACCAAGCCCGAGAAGAUCGCUAUGACGGCCCCGGUCAUCACCGCCGGCGGCGAGGGCGAGUCGUCCGAGAACAUCGCCAUGACGGCGCCGGUCAUCACCACCACCGGCGCCGCCGCCGCCGCCGCCGCCGCCGAGCCCGAGCCGGUCGCGAUGACCGCGCCGGUCAUCACAGAAGCCCAGCAGACGCCGGGCAAGGUGACAAUGCAGUUCCUGCUGCCGUCCAAGUACACAAAGGUGGAGGAGGCGCCGCGGCCGACGGACGAGCGGGUGGUGAUACGCGAGGUGGCGGAGAGGAAGUACGGGGUGGUGCGGUUCAGCGGGGUGGCCGGUGACAAGACGGUGAAGGAGAAGGCGGAGGGGCUAAAGGCCGCGCUGGAGAAGGACGGGUACACCGUCAAAGGCCCGUUCUUGCUGGCGCGGUACAACCCGCCGUUCACGCUCCCACCGCUGCGCACCAACGAGGUCAUGAUCCCCGUCGAGUGAUCCGGCCACCGCCCACCGGCGGCGGCUGUUCAGUGUACGUUCUUUGCCGUUCAGGGGCGCGCGCUCAGCGAGUCAGUGUUAUAAAUACCUGUAUUUCCUUUAGAAGCUGUUGUCUUACUGGUCUUAUCUUGUGUAAUGGUUGUAACAUAUGUUUGCUGCAACGAAUAAUGGAGAAAUUCAGUACUCGAAA
This is a messenger RNA of Phragmites australis (common reed), 999 nucleotides long. RefSeq names its product heme-binding-like protein At3g10130, chloroplastic. The coding region runs from base 123 to 809 and encodes 228 amino acids. NCBI's taxonomy places the organism in Eukaryota, Viridiplantae, Streptophyta, Magnoliopsida, Poales, Poaceae. The transcript has a single exon. The record is from RefSeq and is a predicted model, not a curated record.